Messenger RNA from Pteronotus mesoamericanus, 486 nucleotides. It is a transcript of the gene CUNH11orf71, whose product is annotated as chromosome unknown C11orf71 homolog. The coding region runs from base 145 to 486 and encodes 113 amino acids. The record is from RefSeq and is a predicted model, not a curated record. NCBI's taxonomy places the organism in Eukaryota, Metazoa, Chordata, Mammalia, Chiroptera, Mormoopidae. The transcript has a single exon.
UGAAGGCAGCUGAAGGAGUCGUUGCCGCUUGUAAUGUGGCUGGCCCUGCAGUCCGUCUCCUUGGGGCUGGGCUGACCUGUGGAGCCGCAGAGGGCCUACCUUGACCGAGCGACGUAAGGCAGAUACAGCGCGUAGUGUUUGAAGAUGGUCCUAAACUCUUUGUUCCUGUGCGCUGGCGAUCAAGGAAACAGAAUGAUGUACUGUUCUUCCCACGGCGACCUUAGCCCUUCGGCCUUAGCGUGGGCCAUGGUCUCUGGAGACAGCGGCCUUGUGGCCAGAUCCGAGGCGGUUCAUCCAGGACCUACUCCUUGGCAGGUGGUACGGCAAACCGUUCGGAUCGAGACCCGUCGGGCUACUGGUGGCAACUGGAGCCUUCGGCGCUUUGUAAGGGGAGGGGACCCUGAUGGGCGGAGCCGAAGCGGUUGGGCGAGAUUUUCGCCUUACCCGACCCCAGGGUUUGCACUGAAUCUGCAAAGAAGUGUCUGA